Caenorhabditis sp. 36 PRJEB53466 is the source of this 9074-nucleotide messenger RNA. Lineage: Eukaryota; Metazoa; Nematoda; Chromadorea; Rhabditida; Rhabditidae. The record is from the annotation of a GenBank genome assembly.
AUGAGCACAAAUACCAGUGAUCUCGAUGUUACUCUUGUCGACUACUUUGCCGUCGCCGGCUAUGACCCAGAUACUGGACUUGUGGUAAAUUUUGGCCAAAGUUUUGUGAAACUCUGAAAAAACAUUAAGCAUUUCCAAAAUAGGAUCUGACAAAAACUGAAAUUGCAAGAAUUCAAACAAGAGAUUCUUCAAAAUAGCAAAGCCAACCUCAUGAAUAAACACUGAAUGACGCUCCCGCAAAAACCGAUAAUUUAUGCGAAAAGAAUUAGAGAAAAAGGUCAAAAAGAGAUUGAGAAUGAGAGAAAGCCAUUUUUGUACUCCUUCUGGACGUGGUAGUGCCGGGAAUCGAAAAAAAGCAGAAAUAAACAUAGAAAAGAAUGAUAGAAGAUGUUAUAAAGUGUUUAAAAUUCAGCUUGACGCCAAAUACGAUCCGAACCACAGUCCGGGCGAGUUUCCUGGCAGCUCAACGCCGGAGGUCCGAGCGCCACUCCAACGAUCCUUUGUCGCCAAAAUAAUAAAUCAUUUUCCGCAAAGACGACCCGGAAAUCCAUUUUCCAACGAUAUACUUCAUGUGAGCUUUCAACUGAAUCAAAUUUUAACGUUUUCUUAUUUAGUUAUGCAUGCCCAGAGGUCUUCGAUUCUACACGGAAAAGGAUGUUCCGAAAAAACCAAUGGUUCACACAUUCGCCAAUAUUCGAGAAGAUGGAAGUAGAAUCAACGGUACGGCCAUCACGUUUUACGAAGAAGUGAAGGAUGUGAGCAUUUGCGAAUCGAUGGCUCAGUUGCAGCAGGACCACGUGAGAGAAAUAACAGCGAGACACAAUGGAGUUGUCGAAAAGCAGCAGAGAACUCAUCAUCCGCCGGGGACCGUGUCUGGUGAGAGAAGGAAUGGAUUUAGACGGCUAUUGAACUUAUCUUUCAGGUGGCACUCACACGUUGCCCAGGAAUCGGAGAGAUCGCACGAAAAGAGUGUCUUACUACGAAGGAGGAGGUCAUAAUUCUCUUUUCAUGUAAGUGUUCGGAGUUUGAAAGUGUACAGUUAGGUUCAAAAAUUAACUCAGAGAAAUUGGCUGCAAUUUCGUGGUCUCUAAAUUCUCUAUCUUUUUUUCAGGUCCCGUACAAUUUGUGUAAUUUCGCGUCUUCCACUCGUUAAUUCCACACGAGCUCUUCUUUCGGCCCUUUAUCAGAUUAUCUCCUCUCCGACGUCUCCUCAACUACCAUUGGAAUCCUACAUCUACUGGUGUCUCUACGAAGUGCCGCUCCCUUCUCCGAGCAUGACUCUCAAGGUAACUCUUCCUAUUCUUUAGGUCCGUCCAUCCUCUUUUCUUUUCCAGAUUCCUCUUCUAGACACCAUUCUCGUCGUUCAACGUCCCGGCCCGAAAGAAUUGCCUUUUUUCGACGACUCGAUUGGAAACAUUUUUGACUUUCUGCCAGUUGAGAAGUUCAUCCGUCUCUUCUCCUGCUUUCUUCUCGAACAUCAAAUUCUUCUCUGCUCCAAAGAUCUUUCUCGGUUAAUGUCCGUUUGUGAAUCGCUCCUCGCUCUCUCUUUUCCGUUCCGAUGGCAGAUGACGUACGCUCCGGUCCUUCCAUACUCCAAACUCGACUUUUUCGAAGCGCCCGUUCCCUACGUUAUGGGAUGGUAUUACGAAGAAUCAGUGCCACAGGAGCUCUUUCAAAGCAACGUUUGUGUCGUGGAUUUGGAUGAGGGAAGAGCGGAACUUCCGGAAGACGUUCCUAUUUUCCCGGGAGCUCGCCAGCUAGCCAACGAUAUAAAGAAUGCGUUGGAAAGGCUCGCAAGUACUGAUAAAAUGAUGACUUCUGUGUCUACAGUACGAGAAACCGAAGAAUUGGCGGAGGGCGGAGUGAAAAUGAGGAAAAAGAGCAGAAGGCCGGAUGACUGGGCAGCCAAACGAAUGAGCCGUUCCUUCGAUUUGGAAGAUGGAAGUGCACUCAGCGAAGAGUUCAAUGGUUCGUAUUUAUAAUUUACAAAUUCGGUCUUCAAUUCAUCCUUACUGAUUCAGGAAUGCUCCGACGGCCUUCCCGAACAGGUUUGCAGCCAUUACCCCUGGAGAAUGUGCUCAGGAAUAACUCCACACUCGCAAGAGUGGCCGAGAUUGCUCGAAGAGCCGGAGUUGUCGUGGAUGUGAACAAUAUAGAAACGGAAUUGGGCGGGGCACAAAAUCUGGAUUCUCCAGUCGCCAGGCACUAUUUCGCUGUAAGUGACGAUUUGCCACGUGGCCGGUCAUUUGCAUUUCCACUGAUAAUCAAUUUCCAGGACGCCAAAGUGAACAAUGCUAUCCGCGAAUGCGUUCUCAAUCGUUUCGUCGAAAUGUUUUAUUCCUACGAGCACUUUGUUAUCGGAGGACAAGGAUGCGAUGAUCGGGAGACGUACGAGACGAAUCGCGAGAGCAUGGCCAGUUUCGACAAGGCCUCUUUCCUCUCUGAUCAGCCGGACAGCCACUUGGCAUUCCUCGCUGCGUUCCUUGAAACUCAGAUGUUCACUUCGUUCAUAGACGCAAAGAUCCUUUCCCAAUGGGAGUCUCCGGACGAAGGCGUCGUUCUUUUUGAUGCUCGAAUCGCUGCGAUGCGGGAACUUCUAGGAGUUUCCAUCGUCCGCACGCCCACUUACGAAGCCACGCCCCCUUUUGCAGUCACUGAAGAGCUCAUUUCCAAGCGAGAAGAGACGACGGACUACGUGGUUCCGGCACCGCAUGCUCUUGCUGGAGCCUUCCCGGUUCGAUAUGAAGGGCGUGGCCUAUCCAUCAAUUGAACACGUCCCUUCUGGAUGGAGCCAACCUGAUCAGUCCGGCACCUUCCCCGUGGCGGCAGCGCUAUCCAAGGUUGCGGUCACAAAAAGGAGAAGGUCACAAUGGGAACUCGGGAUCUCCGUCUGUAAGGCCAACAAGUGUGUACGGAGGAGCAGGGCUUAUGCAAGUGGAGUCUAGCACGCAGAUUGCACAACAACAAUACGCAUUCGUUCAGCAACUGUUGAAGGAGACCAAAGGUACGAAAACCAAAAGGUUCCUAUAGGUAUGGGGAAUUGAACCCCCCGCAAAAUGUCGGAGAGAGGAAGAGAGAGAUGGGUAAGAGGCUGACUUCUAGCAUAGCAAUAAUGUCGGAGAGAGGAAGAGAGACAUUCAAGCGAAAAAAGUUACGAGGCAGGUCCCGCCUCCAUGGAGGAGGCGGAACCGCACAAAUUUAAAAAACGGCAAGGCAGCUCAACAGGCAGCUCAACAGAACGACAAUACACAAAAAAAAUUUACAAACGAGGGAGCCUUGUUUUUCAAAAUGCACCAUCAAAAUACCAGCUGAAUAACAGGAGUACCCGGAAUACCGAGCAAGCGGAGCCCCUGCCCGAUUUUUGGCCGCCGGCGGGUCAAAUGAGAGUCUCAUGUGGGUCAAACGCUCAUGCCGAGAGAUGUGCCAAACACUCUCGCCGACUCGCCGUUGGGCCUGAUUUUACCCACGCCGGUUUGCCUGUGAUGGGACAGGGCUGGCGUUCAAUACCCCAAUACCUCCAGAAACCUUUUUGUUAGACUGAUGGGCAUCAUGGAAUGAUUACAGCGAAAACAAAGAGGAUGCUUGUCGACAAGAUGGGAAAAGAUGCAGUGGGACAUUUAGAUGCAGGAAUUACGGGCGUCGAAGAGAAUACUCUAGUCGCUUCGUUCUGUGAUCUUUUGGAAAGGAUUUGGGCGCACGGACUCAAAAACAAACACGUAGGAUGCUUUUGAAUAUAUGGCUCCUGUAAAAAAUACUUUCAGGGAAAGUCUUCGCUCUGGAACUUCGUACUUCAACAUCAAGACUUGGAGAAACCAGGACUGACGACAAGAGCUUCGUCCACUUCGAUGCUCACCCCAGGUAUGACGUCGAACGAAUUCUGCCAUGUUCAGGAUUCUCUCUUAUCCGUGAUUCUCUCUAAUUCUUCAUAGUCUUUCUUUUAUGCAAAUUUCUUUCCUACUUCUCUCUUUAUUCAGCGUUAGCGUGGCUCGUCUUGCGACGAAAAAUCGAACGUAAGAAACUGAAAAAGCGGUGAAAAUCGUGUCGGUUUGUGAACCGAAUGACCGCUUUUUAAAUUUUGCUGGCUGAAAUACUAUCUGGCUGCUGAUUCAGAGUCGCUGAUGAAUAUUUAUGAUUUUUUUUCGGUGAAUCGUGGUUUGAAUUCAUUAGUUCAAAAGGCAUGAAUAUGGUAUUUAACAAAGCGAAAUGCGAGCUAUUCUAUCUAUCCGCGUACCACUAUCGUGCUGUUUUCCUCAUUUCCCUAGUGUUGUCCAUUUCAGAUCAACGGGGAUUCCGUGCUCCGUCCCUCCCUCCCGCCCCUCCGCCUUCCCAUCAACGUCGUGGAGCCCCAAUAGACGAAGUUCCAGCUCCAAUCAUCCUUUCCCCUCAAAAUGACACGGAUGUUUUGACUGCCAUCAGCGACAUCGUUGACUCUUUCCGCGGAGCUCCAGAAGAGCCGUGGAGCAAGUCGCUCCUCCGUGCAGCCAAUUUCAUCGCAGAUAAGAUCACGAACGGAGAGAGGGAUUCGAAUGGAAACCCGCUGGAAAGCAAUGCGCCCGUCGUCCCUCCGCCACGACCCCCGCUUCCGAAUCCGUCGAUAAUUCGUGCGCGGAAUCAAUCCGUCGAGCCUUCCGGAAUUCCGUACUCUGGAAGGAGCAUGAGGAAAUCGACUAGUAUUAGUGGUCAGUAUUGUGGUUUUGGAAUGGUUUAUUGCUUUUCUUUCCUACUAAUUCUCGACUCAUCCGUCUUCAGCUACUCAAAACAGUACUAAAACCACUAAAAACCAACACCAAAACUCGUGUUCCUAACGCUUUUCCCCCGUGGUUAAUCGAUCCCGCUGUCCGUCCCAGAUCCGUGUGGUAUUGAUUGAUAUUGGCAAUGGUUUUGAAGAGCUUUCAUGUCUUGGGUCCUGCUCUAACACUUCAUUUUCGUUUCACAUCUAACCUCUUUUCCUUCUACAGACUUUACAAACCCGGCCUGGAGUGGAUCUCAAACGGAUGUCUCCAAUUUGGGCGGAUAUGCGAGUGUCGAAGGAUCGCCUCGGAAAAUGCGCUCUCAGAGCAGAACCAGGAGUCCGGACGGAGCGAGAGUCGUUCUUUCACCCCUUCCCACCCACGUCGCAUACGAUCUGAAGUCAGUUUCGAAGAAAAAUUCAAUUUAAAAUAAUCUGAUUUAACAGGAACGUGCUCCGAAUGACCGAAAUCAAGACGGACAUCGGGUACGCCCGUGCCUUUGUCCGAUUGGCGCUUGAGCGGAAGCUGCUGCAUAAACACUUGGGUGCUCUGCUCAGCAACUCCCGAGUUUUGAGGUUUGGUCUCUUCAUUUCUUUGUUCACUUUCAAAAGUCGUUUUGUUUUUUGCAGAGAGCUCUACAAACCGUACGCCUUUGUCGGCAGCGACGAGGAGAAAGAGCAGUUCCUUUUCCACAUUCUCACCUUGAACACUGCUCAGUUCAGAUGCUUCACCAACACAUUCACCAAAACAAGUGAGCUCAUAUCUGCAGAAUGGCCCUCUUCAUGAUUUCAUUUUCAGAAAUGGAUUAUCAAGUGGUGAUUGUGACGGGUGGCGGUCGUGGAGUAAUCCCGGCAAUUUGGGUUACGGUCGAAGGAAGCCUCUGUUCGACGCCGCCUAUCAUGCUCGAACCGAACACUCCGCUUUUCAAAUUCGACGUGAGCUUAUCCGAAAACGAGUCCAUCUUGAUCAAAUCUCUACUUUUAGCAUAAAAAUCUCGGAAUCCUCUCCACACUUCGAAUAGGCCAUCAACAAGACGAGAAGCCCGCGCAAUGGUUCCUCGAAUACGUGCUCGUUCGAAAUGAAAUCACCGGACAGACAUACAAAUUCCCGUGCUCGAAAAAGUUCGGCGAAGACCGAUGGUUCGGUAACGGAGAGGAUAUCACUCUCGAAAGGAUGCUCGUCGCGGAACCAUUCGUUGAAUACGACGGAAACGAAAACGGAGCUCCGGAGCGAGAAGAACCGUACUCCCCAGCCAGAACUCGCCGGUUGAGCUCUCGGAGCCAGACACCGCAAAGGGAAAGAAGUCCGUCAAACGGGCGAAUGACUGAAUCGAGCUCCCGUAGCAGGAGUGAGUCUUCUUUCCCGCACUUUCUUCGCAAUGUUUACAAUUCAGAAACCAAAAUCAGCGAAGUGGAGCAUCUGCUUUUAGAAGCAGUCAAUGCACUCGUAAAGUAUUUCUGCUCGGAGAGAAAAGUGAAAAGCGAGUUGGCUCAUCUGCUGUGCGGCCAGAAGGGACUCGUUCUGUCCAUCGAGCAGGCAUUCCAGAUCGGCCGACAAGAGUCUCUUCUCAAGUAUUUCCGGAAUACGUGCCCGUGGGAUUACAUUGGUAAGUGAAUGGAAACGGAUUGGGAAAAACAGAUUACACGUAUUACAGAACGGAUAUGUUCGUGGUUCUUCGAUUUGUGCCGGAAGAAAGAAGUAGAUAAACUGCCAAAAGAGCAGAAGACCAUGAUUCAUCACGUUCUAAGGUUAGUUAACGGUGACAAGAUCAACGGUAUCCUUCUCCUUUUUGUGAUUUUUCGUUAUCCGGUCACGGAAGCGCUUUCACACUCUUUCACUGCUGCUCUUCCGGUUCAAAAACAAAGGGCUGUACGUGAAGUGCCUCCGCUUGUCCCUCGAAUACACUCAUCUUUCGAAUUGGCGUUUCAGAUUGUAUCGCAAGAUCGACGCAAAGACAUCGCUCGGAAAGGACGGCAAAUUCCACGUGUUUGUGCUUCUCUCCAUCAGGUUUGACCUCCUUCGUUUCCUUCAAUUCGGAUCGCUAUCGUUCCGUGCGGGAUCCAUUUCUAUCAUUAGCCUUUUCCCGACUAUCCGAUCGUCGCUCGUUUCGGUUUUGUAUACGCAGCUGGUUUUACAAUUUUCCACAUUCAGAAUACGGGGCGAUCGAAAAGCCAGUCGUUCUUUUACAGCCCUUUUGACCUCUAUUUCUCGAGUGAGAAGAUAUGAACAACGCGUGAAUCAGUGAGGGAGACGUCACCUGAUUCCACCUCAUGCUAGUCAUUCACAAGAAAUUCCUCUAAGCUAAUAUAACUUUCGCGUUCUUUUCAACGCGGUCACUCUCUUCCAGAGAUCACAUCUUCCCGGGACUUCUUCCUCUGAUGCGGUACUCGCCAGUCACCACAGACAUGUACAACGAACCGUCGUUCCUUCGCACCCACUCCCACAUGAACUAUUUGUCGAGACUGAUGUAUUCGCUCUCCGAAUUCAACAUCACAAUUGACUCGAGUUUAACCUAUGGUAUAUCCUAGACUCGUCUCUCUCCCUCUUUCUCUCAUAUCUCUUCUAGAAGUAGCCGUUCCAUUUUUAGUUUUGACCCCUUCGUCCCCCGGUUACCUUUUUUUCUGUACUUUCUGUCUUCGCUCUCCUCUGGGUCUCUUCCCCGUACACACACACUCUCAGUGCCACCUUUUUCUGACUUCAAAAACGUUACAGCAAUACUCAUGACACAUUUUCUUUGUUUCUUUUCCAUCUCUGCUUUUCGUGUGCUCUCUUCCCCCAUGUUUUCUAUCAGCCUGGCCCCAAAAUUGCCAUAAUUUGGUCCUUCUUGUAUAGUUCAAGAUUUCUCCGCUCUUCUUACACAUUCGCACUUCUUUUUUCUGUCGUUUGUACAUAAAUUUCAAUCUCUAUCUGACACUGUUUUCUUAAAUUCACUACGGUCAGACAUGUCCGAACUUAUGCUUGUGUACCCGUUUAUUAACCCCGAGUUUCAGCUAAUAUCCUAUUCAGAUGACGUCACCGUCAACAUCACCAAUGUAUUUACGGGUAGUUUCAGCCGUCUUCUAUGGAGCAAUUUCGGUGCUCAUCGUGUUUGUUAACAAGAUUCUUCUCACUAACUUCAGGUUUGUCACCCAAUUUCAAUGAAAAUUCAUGACGGUCUUACUUGCAGAUUCCCGUCGUUCCUGUUCGUGGGAGUCGGUCAGAUGGUGGCCACAAUCUUCAUUCUCUUCUUCGCCAAACUGUUCCGAAUUGUGCAGUUCCCGUCGCUUGACUCUUCUAUUCCUCGCAAAAUAAUGCCACUUCCCCUCCUCUACUUCUUCAAUCUCAUCUCUGGACUCGGCGGAACUCAGAUGAUCAAGUCUGAAACUCUGUUUUUACUCUGAAAUGAAACGAAUGGAUUUUCAGCUUACCAAUGUUCACCGUUCUACGGCGUUUCUCGAUUCUAAUGACGAUGAUUUUGGAAUUCUAUAUUCUAGAGUGAGCGCCCAAUCGAAAUAAUUCUUUCGAGCCGUCCUUUCAGCGUGAAAGCAUCGAGAGCAGUGAAAGUCUCAGUUGGAUUGAUGAUCGGAGGCAGUUUCAUCGCUGCCAUUUACGAUUUGAGCUUCGACGCCGUCGGAUACACAAUGAUUUUCGUCAACAACAUUUGCACGGCUGCAUUGGGAGUUUAUACGAAGCAGAAACUCGAUGCAAAGGUGAGGAGAGGAAUGGUUUUGCGGGCAAAAGAAUGAAUAGGAAGAAUGACACUCUUUCUUGCAAAAAGAACGCGUUAUAAAAGAGAGGGAGCAGGCGACGAAACGCAGGCGCGCUUUUAUGAUUUCGGAAGAGACACGUUGCCUUAAGACGUAUCUUUUAGGACCUCGGAAAGUACGGACUCAUGUUCUACAACUGUCUCUUCAUGCUUCUCCCGGCCCUCUGCGUAGUGCAAUACACGGGCGACCUGGAACGUGCCUACUCGUUUAUGCUCUCCGAUUCGAUGACUUCGUCCGUCUGGGCGUGUUUUGUGCUCUCUUGCGUCUGCGGAUUCGUGCUCAACUACUCGCUAGUCCUCUGCACGCACCACAAUUCCGCCCUGACGACCACCUGCGUCGGACCCAUCAAGAAUUUGUUCGUCACGUACGUCGGCAUGUUCUCCAGCGGUGAUUACGUCUUCCAGUGGGCCAAUUUCAUCGGUAUCAACAUCAGGUAAUCUUAAAAUCGGAAAAAGACGUAGUUCACGUUGAUAAUUUUUCCAGUGUGUUCGGAAGCAUUAUAUACACGUACGUCACGUUCCGUACCAAAUCGACGACGAUCUCUUACAAACCACUACCGAUGAUUCUGCCGACGGACGUGCACAGACCUCGGAAGUAA